UCCCGUUGGUCCCAGUCCCUUGUAUCAGUUGAAGCCCCCGUGGCGAUCUAUCACCGUCCGCUCACCGCCCGCCACGAACAAACGUCCCGGAUCGAUCGGCUCAGUGGCAAGUGAUCGCAGUAGUGUCGUGAAAGUUUUAGCGCCAAAAAAGUUCCAAUUUCUCGAACACUCUGCUGAAUUGGUGCGUCCCAACAUACAGCAAGUGAGGAAGCGAGGCCGUGUAGCAUUCUGUUAAAAAAAUGGCCAGCCAUGUAAGAUCGUUCAGCGCCGUCCUGCUGGUGGCCCUGUUUGUACUGAGCGUCGUGCACGUGUCCCGGCAAGCGUCCAUUUCCCUGCAAGUUCUGUCCCGGGCAGAGCGAUCCGUUGUCAACGAAACGUUCGAUAUGAUCGACAAAAAGUGUGAAAGCAAUUCACCCUGCGGUUGGGCCAUCUACACGCCCUACACCCGUAAGAUAGAGAAAUUCGUACAAAACACUUGCGAGUGUCCCAAAACGCAGGUGUGCAUCCGAACGGACGACGACAUCUCGACCAGCACCUUUGUGUACCGCUGUCGAGAAGGGGAUAAAAAGUCGACUCCCGAGUCCUGAUCAACUACCGCGAGCGGCAGCGCCUCCGGGUUGUAAUUAACGCGCCACCGUCGAAACCACCCCCACUACGGAGGGUGUACAGUUGUAAUUUUUAAAAACUAUUGAAAACUAACUCCACCCCACACAUUAUGCGUAUUGCUAUACGAGAACAGAUAAAAAACAAAUCGUGCCGGAAAACAAAUACUCUAAGAGCAUGUAGCGAAGGUAAGCACUCGCCUCCCGGUGUGGACACUAUUAUUAUGAUGUCGCGGAAAACUGGAUCACAGUGCGCGCAAAACUCGGUCGGACGGAGUAAUAUUUAAAACGCAAAACACACACACACACACAAACACACGUAUAUUUAUAUUUGCUUAUUGUUUCUUGUUUUUUAUUAACGUUCCCGUUUCGGUUGCAGCAUAUCUGAUAUGCUGCGCGAAACGAUGCUUUACACGAGAGCAAGCACUGUUCUUAUAUAAUUAGGUCCCCAUCGUCCCCAUCGACAUCAAAACGAUCAUUCUGUUGGUUUAGCCGUUUAGCCGAAACAGUCAGCAACGUCUCUCUCUCUCUAUUCCUCUCUCGCUCUGUACUGGACGACGUCAUAUUGAUGCUGUCUCGGUGUUAAGCACACAAGGUAGCCCCGUAGCUGAUGGUACGAUUCGUUUCGAACGAUUUCCUUAAACCUCUCAUAGUUCCGCCAUAAGGAAAGGUGCCAAACUGGCCGCAGCCUCCCAUCAGUCAACGCACACAGAAAGGGUCCGCAGUAGAUGGACGAUAAAAAAGCGAACGAAUGGAUUUAAUCUGACCUCUCCGCGCGAAUCCUCUCCGCAAACAGUGGCCAGUGGGGCAGUAUGAUGAUUCCUGUUAGAGAUGUAUCCUAGUUCGUAAGCACUGCUUUCUGCAGACCUUUUGGGCCGCUUAACUCAUCGGCCCGGGAUCGGAGCCGCCUUUUUCGCUUGCCCCUAGGUUAGGUAGUGUUAGCAUGUAAAUUGGUGAUCGUGCACGUGGUCUGGAAAGCUGGCUUCCGACACGUACGCGCGCACCCUCUGCGCUAAGACCACCAAGAGCCCCUUAGAAUUGGUCCUAAUGCUUCUAUUUGUUUUACUAGUUUAGCUUUCGUACUUAAGGCAGUGCAUAGUUUUACAAAGUGCAAACUGUUAGUGGUUAAGCGGCGGUAAAUAGGGAAAGAAAAAUCAGCUCGAAAAGAAAAACGAUCGGACCCAAUGAUAAAGCACGAAAACUGAAUGUUGUCCUAAAAACGCUACAAUUACACAGCCUACAGGUUUUACAAUGUCAAUUUCUGUUUCUCGGUGUAACGGAAAAGCUUUACCGCAACGCACAAACCCUCUCACUACAUACAGUAUUCAGCAGACACACAAACCCUUCUCCUUCAUUCAACCUGUACUAGUUCCGGUGUCUUCUGUGGACGUCUCUGAUUGUACGCCUAUCGAACGGCCCAGAGCUAAUAAUCUUACCAUAAGGUGUUUGGAGCCAGGGCGCAGUCCUGUAGUUGACAGAUAUCAAUGGUUCUUGAACUGGAAAUAAAUA
This is a messenger RNA of Anopheles cruzii, 2111 nucleotides long. RefSeq lists its product as uncharacterized. The transcript is spliced from 3 exons. The record is from RefSeq and is a predicted model, not a curated record. Bases 240 to 587 code for a protein of 115 amino acids. NCBI's taxonomy places the organism in Eukaryota, Metazoa, Arthropoda, Insecta, Diptera, Culicidae.